AUGGGCAACGUAUCAGAUGAAGACCAUAGUAAGCGAACAAUAUGGACAGUAGCAGAUGAUAAGCUCCUUGCAGCGGCCUACACAAUUAUGAGUAAAGAUUCAGUAGUUGGUAAUGCCCAGAAGAGUGAGUCAUUUUGGAAACGAGUUGUGACAUACUUCAAUGCCAAUCGAACUAAGGGAGCUAAAAAGAGAACUGCGGAGAAAGCAAAAUCACAUUGGGCUUCAUUGAAAAAGAUCGUAAAUAGAUACAAUGGAAUCUACAAUAAAUGGUAUAAUGAUCAACCAAGCAGAUGGAGUAACGAGGAUUUGAUGGUGCGAGCUCAUGAAGAAUAUAAGAAGCGACGGGCUACAAAAAAAGCAAGAACAUCAGAAUCAUCAGGUGCACAUACUGACUCUUCUAAUCCUAACACAACUGCUGAUAUAGAUGAUAGAGAAAUCUGA
This is a messenger RNA of Zingiber officinale, 441 nucleotides long. Its product is annotated as glutathione S-transferase T3-like. Lineage: Eukaryota; Viridiplantae; Streptophyta; Magnoliopsida; Zingiberales; Zingiberaceae. The record is from RefSeq and is a predicted model, not a curated record. The transcript has 2 exons. Bases 1 to 441 code for a protein of 146 amino acids.